Pogoniulus pusillus (Red-fronted tinkerbird) is the source of this 2590-nucleotide messenger RNA. Its product is annotated as putative P2Y purinoceptor 10. The coding region runs from base 89 to 1105 and encodes 338 amino acids. The record is from RefSeq and is a predicted model, not a curated record. Gene Ontology annotation, molecular function: G protein-coupled receptor activity. NCBI's taxonomy places the organism in Eukaryota, Metazoa, Chordata, Aves, Piciformes, Lybiidae. Gene Ontology annotation, biological process: phospholipase C-activating G protein-coupled receptor signaling pathway; positive regulation of Rho protein signal transduction. The transcript is spliced from 2 exons. Gene Ontology annotation, cellular component: plasma membrane.
UGUACACAAGGCUGGUGCGGUGCAGCCGCCACAUUCACUUCCUCCUGCCAGCACAGCUGCACUUAGCCGGCUUGCUGCCUGGUAAGGAAUGACCUCCCUGCCGUACACCACGACAAACGCUUCCAGCAACCCAGUCAUGACUCAGAGCAACCAGACCUGCUCCAGUUACACCAUAACGUUCAAAAGCAGCCUCUAUGCCACCACCUACACCCUCAUCUUCAUCCCUGGCCUGCUGGCCAACAGCGCUGCCCUCUGGGUGCUGUGCCGCUUCAUCAGCAAGAAGAACAAAGCCAUCAUCUUCAUGAUCAACCUGGCCGUGGCCGACCUGGCUCACGUCCUCUCGCUGCCGCUGCGCAUAUACUACUACAUCAGCCACACCUGGCCUUUUGGGGUGUCCCUCUGCUUGCUGUGCUUCUACCUGAAGUACCUCAACAUGUACGCCAGCAUCUGCUUCCUCACCUGCAUCAGCAUCCAGCGGUACUUCUUCCUCUACCAGCCCUUCAGAGCCAAGGGCUGGAAGCGGCGGUACGACGUGGCCAUCAGCGCCGCGGUGUGGCUCGUCGUCGGCUUGGCCUGCUUGCCCUUCCCCAUCAUGCGCAGCGGGGCACAGGACAAGGAGCUCUGCUUUGCUGACCUUCAGGUCUCUCAGAUCAGCAACAAGGUGGCCACCGUGGUGAUGAUGGGCACGGCGGAGCUCUUCGCCUUCGUGGGCCCGCUCGCCAUCAUUUUGUUCUGCACUUGGAAAACCAAAGACUCCCUUAGGGACUUCCAGAUCCCCAUGCAGAGCAGCAGGGAGCGGCGCAAAGCCCUGAGGAUGGUUUCCAUGUGUGCCAUCGUCUUCUGUGUCUGUUUUGCACCGUACCACAUCAACUUCUUCUUCUACAUGUUGGUGAAAGAAAACGUCAUCACGGACUGCUUCCUAACAGCCAUCACGCUCUACACCCAGCCCUUCUGCUUAAGUCUCGCCAGUCUGGACUGCUGCUUGGAUCCCAUCCUGUAUUUCUUUAUGACUUCAGAGUUUCAGGACCAGAUAACAAGGCACAGCAGCUUGGCCAUCAGGAGUCGGCUGAUGAGCAAAGAGAGUGGCUCAUCAGUGAAGGAGUGAGGAGAAACCCAGCUGGAAAGCUGAAGAUGUGGUAUCUGGGGCUGCUGUGCUCCGCCAGGGAAGACCUUGCAAGUUUGCUCAGGAGAGUUUUCUGGCAGUGAAAUCUUUUGACAGACAGAAGAUGAAAAACUCUGUUUCAGACCAGUGUGUUGGAAGCUGCAGUGCCAACACCUACUGCUGGCCGUGCCUGGCCUAGCUGGAGUAAAAAGCCACAGGAGGGAGUGACAAACCUUUUGCUUGGAAGUGGUGGAAAUGCCCCAGGAGCUUUCCUUCUGUUUUCCCAACUCCUGGCUCUGUGGUGAAGCCAGAGACAGUGCUACACCCCUGCAGUGCCACCUGGUGAAGUGUCUUCUCUGCCAAAAACCCACCACGCGUCCGAGAACCUGAAAGAGGCUGCAGGCACGUGAAGGUUGGAAGCUUGCUUCAACACAGCAGCCCCAGCUUGCCACUGCCCACUCCUGGCUUUGAGUGCACCCCACUGGUCACCGCAUUUGCCUCUGCCUCAGCUUCCCUACACUCCUCACUUGCUCUCAUUAUUCUCUCUUCACCCAGGUCUAAGUUUGCCCCUCAACCGCUGACAGAUCUCAUACCUUUGCACCUGCAGCUGGUCCAACACCCUCUGCAAGAAAACAACUCCACACUCCAUAAAAUGGGACCGUCCCUUGCUCCAAGUGACUUCUCUCCCCUUUGAGCUGCCCUCAUUGGCAAGGGAGACAUCAGGAUGUGAUGUGACCCCGGAGGGCAUGACCGCCGGGACCACUGCUGCUGGCUCGGCGUCGGUGCCACUCGGUUCGAACAUGCUGCUGGUACCAUGCAGAUCCUCACUCCUUUCUGCUUUGGCUUCUUGGGCCCUGCAGAGGUACCUGCUCUGGCACCUGCAGUGGAUCUGCCUCACGAAACCUUGGCUCAACAGUUCAACUGACACAUCCAUUAGGAAAAAGAGGUGUCCCUGCCAAGGUGAUUUCACUGACAGUGAUCUUCUGUCCUCUCAUGGUUAAGAGUUUCAUUAUCGGCUAGAGGACUGCUGACCACGUAGCAGCUUUCUCAUGAGCUAAAGAUGGUGCAGCACUGUCAGCCAAGGAGACUGCAGGGGCUUUGGAGUUUUGGUGAUGUUUGUGGAACCCAAAGUCUCCCACGAAGACUUUCAAAACCCACCUGGAUGUAAUCCUGGGCAACCUGCUGUGGGUGACCCUGCUUUAGCAGGGGACUUGGACUAGAUGGUUCCCAGGUGUCCCUUCUAACCCCCACCAUGCUGAGAUUCAGGCAUUUUUAUGGACCUAGAUGGUCCCCAGGUGUCCUUUCCAGUCCCCACCAUGCUGAGAUUCUGGGAUUUUUAUGGACCUGUGGCCAGGAGCUGUUUCCUGUGGUUUCCCUUUCACACAAUUCUCUGUUUAUCAGGUGAACACGAGCUGAAGGCACUGUUAUAGUAACUAGGCAGCUUGUCCUAUGUUCUUCUUCCCAGAAACUGAUGCUUAAAAAAAGAAU